AUGGCUUUUAGGCUCAUGAUCCAGAUUUGGCAGCAACAAGCACAGAUCAACAUGGACUCCCCAGUGAAGGCUCAGAGGGGGAGGGAAGCUGUGUCACCAGCAGCAGCCCCUGAUGGAGGCUACGCUUGGUUCAUCCUGCUCUCCUGCUUCCUCGUCUUCGGCCUGACCUUUGGAGUCAUUAAGGCCUUUGGUGUGUUCUACUUUGAGAUACAGCAAUACUUUGAAACCACAGCAACAGGAACAUCUUGGAUUACAUCUAUUGCCGUGGGUACCCUUCACGUCGUUGCCCCUGUAGCAAAUGUUCUGAGUGCUCGCUACAACCAUCGCUCUGUCGUGGUAGCGGGAGGACUACUAUGCAGCGUAGGAGUCGUGUUUGGGGCUUUUGCACGUAACCUGAUUGAACUCUACUUAACAGUGGGGUUCCUAAAUGGUUUGGGCUAUGCAAUGACAUGGACCCCCACAGUUACUAUGCUGGGCUUGUACUUUGAGAAGAGGCGUCCGAUGGCGAACGCCUUGGCCAGCACUGGAGAGUGCAUCCUUACUUUUGUCCUCACACCCUUAUUUCAGCUGUUGAUUAACAGCUACUCCUGGAGGGGUGCUUUGCUAAUCUUGGGAGGUCUGCAGCUUAACCUCUGUGUGUGCGGAAUGCUGCUGAGGCCCCUACAAGCUACCAGAGACGUGAAUUGUGAGGUCAAAGCAGAGGAGGAAGAUUUGUCCCUGGAAUUGCUGCCCAAAGACAACUCAGAGCAGAGCAAUCCAAGCUGCCCGGAGACGGAGGAGCUGAAAAUAUCUAGGGUUUCUGAUCACGUGACAAUCAGGGCAUGUUUUGAGGACCCUGAAGAGAUACCUAAUACAACCAUGAAGGCACAAGACUCAAACAAUAGGACUAACAAGACUGAACUAACGACUAAAAUCCUUCGCUACGUAGAUUACACCCUCAUCACCAAUGCUCGAUUCAUGGUCUACUCAAUGUUUGGGGUGUUUGCUGCGCUGGGUUUCUUUGCCCCAGCUCUGUUCCUGGUUCCAUAUGCUCGUGGUAAGGGCAUUGAGGAGUACCAGGCGGCUGCACUCAUGUCCAUCUCUGCAGCGUUUGACCUGUUUGGAAGGGUGUUCUUUGGCUGGGUGGCAAACUUGAGACUGGUGGAGACGGUGCAGCAGCUUACAGUCACAGUAAUUCUGCUGGGUUCUGUGUUACUCCUCUGCCCGCUGGCCUCCUCGUUCUCAGAGCUGGCUGCUUUCAGUGCAGUGUACGGCCUGGUGUACGGUGCCACGGUCGCCAUCCACAUCACCGUGCUGGUUGAGGUUGUGGGCGUCAAAAGGCUCGGAAGCGCCCUGGGGUUCUUCAUGCUCAUACGCAGUAGCGGAGGCCUGCUUGGACCGCCUAUUGCUGGAUUCUUCAUAGACCAGAUGAGUGAUUACGGAACAGGUUUCCUCAUGGCAGGAGUGGCUCUCAUUGUCUCUGCUCUGUUCCUGCUCCUCCUCCAUCAGAUGAACCGCAGGGGUCAGGGGUCGACCACUAAGAAGCAUGAUAUGCAUACGGACAAGAUGGGACAAAGCGUCAGAGCUGAAGCCAGAGAGCUGGAUAUGACAUGA
This is a messenger RNA of Cottoperca gobio, 1593 nucleotides long. Its product is annotated as monocarboxylate transporter 2. The transcript has 6 exons. Gene Ontology annotation, molecular function: monocarboxylic acid transmembrane transporter activity. Gene Ontology annotation, biological process: monocarboxylic acid transport; transmembrane transport. Bases 1 to 1593 code for a protein of 530 amino acids. The record is from RefSeq and is a predicted model, not a curated record. Lineage: Eukaryota; Metazoa; Chordata; Actinopteri; Perciformes; Bovichtidae.